GGGGUGGGACAUGGCUAGAGGCCAGAAGGUCACUGAACCUGAGGAGGACAUAGUGGGCCCAGGUAAGCUGAAGGGAAUGUUGAAAGUCUACAAUCAGAGGCUCUGGCACUGGGUAGUGGUUUCUCUUCCUAUCGGAAGGAAGGGCUAACCAGGGUGGUCAGAAGCUAACUAUGGACUGAGCAAAUCUGUUGCACAAACCCAGGACUGGUCUUAUUCUACAUCAUGAUUGAUGAUCUCUCUGAAGACUCUCUUAGGCCACAGUCUAGUCUUUAGUCCAUCUGGGAGAAUGCAUAACUCUUCCAUCAUAAUUUCAGGCAGCUUCCCACACACUGCGGAAAACUGUAAGAGAAGCCUUUUCCUGUUAUAAGGAGGCUUUGGACAGCUGGUGUUCAUCCUGACUGUUGCCUCCCUUUCCUUUAAAUAUCAGCCACCCAGGCACUGAUUUUGCAGAGCAGAGGUUUUAAAAUCUGAAGGGCAAGUUCAAAGGUCAGAAUGCUUCUCUGGUUUGGAGGGGAAGAAAAUGCUACAGUAUGUCCUGCCACUCUUGUGUAUUAGGCCAGACUUCCUCUUUGUAGUGAGGGUAUCUAUAGGUUUCCUGCUCCUGGUCACUGGAGGAGUGGCAGAGUAUAAGGAGCUGGCCAUUGUCAGAGUGGAAUGACCAUGUGUCUGGGGUGCCUGUGGUAAGGGUAAAGGACCAAGCAUGAGCACAGUAGGAACUGAAAGUGCAGGAAAUCGUAGAAAAAGAAAGCUAGUGGGGUUUGAUCAUUGAGAAUCGAGAGGGGUAGCAAUUCCCAAUCAAGUAUAGAUUUGACUCAGUUAUAUCUCCAGGCUGACUUCCUUGAGGAAAGGGACUCCAUAACUGCGUCAUGCUCCCCUCUUCUGCUGUGGCCCAGCGUUCAGAGCAGGUGUUAAUAAGUGCCUUUGAAUGCAUGGAGACAUGCACAAGGACACAUGCCCAGUGCUGCUGGCUGAGGUAGCAUCUCUAGGCCUCAGUGAUAGGGCUGUUUUCCUGCGAGUAAUUUAUAAGAGAACUCCCUUAAGAACCCUGUGGAUGAGAGCAUGUUGGGAGUUCACCUGGAAAAGGCUUUGGGUUCUAGGUAUGCCUUGACUCUCAUCAGAACUAAGGGUUUUCUAUUAGAAGGAAUGUCUUCUAAGGUUUUUAGCCAAAUUCCAAUGAGCCUGUCCCCAGGGAAAAUCCUCCUGAAGUCCUGCUCUACUUAUCCACAAACCUUUCUGGCUGAGAAGGAAGAACCUGGGUCCUAGGCCUGGGCUGGGUUUAUGGGAGCUGAGGCCUAACUGGGAGUGGUUAGCGUUGCUCAUGGAUGCCAGAAUGGGACAAUGGGGGAAUCAAGGGUAGCGAUACAGAGAAACAUUGCUCAAAACCUAAAGGUGAUUCAAAGUGCCUAGAUCAAAGGGAGCUAGGCAGUAAGAAAAGAAGGAGGACUGACAUGUCCAUUUGCAUAUAGAUACAGCAAGUGGGAACUGGGGGACCUGGUGCUGAAACCAGAACAUUUGCCAGCAGAGCUCCCCAGGGACCAGGUGAGAUAAGAGAGAAGCAGCCCACCUUCCCAUGAGUGACCAUCUGGACACUAUAAGAGAUGUAGCUCUUCAGUUAGGCCUAUUCUAGAGGUUGGCGGGGCAAGGAUUUUGUAUCUGUCCCUCUAAGAAUUUGAUUAAUUUCUGGAAUCUUAUAUGGGCCUAUAAAAAUUCUUAAGUUCAGCAGACCCUGGUUAAUUUCCCAGACUCAGCCUUUGGGUUUCAUUGUCCAGAGUAUUCUUCCAUCUUCUCAACUUGUUUCUUCUUUGCACCAUGGUUAUGACUUCCUAUGAGGCUUGGCAAACACAGGAAGUUAUGUAGGUUCAAGGAUAUCCUUUGGUGGGGACUAAAGAGUGCCAGCGAUAGGAAGGCAGUGCUCUUUCUAGGGCUGUUCUCAACUUUGGGAAUGAGCCUAGAUCUCCCUUUAGCCCUUAGUUCUUUUGUACCUGCUUUGUGUCAGACCUUGGGCUGGGUUCUGGAGGCACAGAGAUAACUAAGAUGUGUGUUAGGGAGAUACAGAUAUCUUAAGCGGAUAAAGAAGAGAUGGCUAACUCAGCUUUCUAGCAUGGUGGAUGUGGUGUUAGGAUACGGUUAGGAAGUGGGGCCUAAGGUUGAGAAGGCAGGGAAAGGGAUUCCAGGUGGUGGAAGUAGCAUGGGCCAAAAUUUAGAGGGGUGAACUGAAGUGUUUCAGUGUGGGCCAGGUGUUGGGGUGGCUGAGGGAGGUGGGGGAGUGAAUGGAGGCCAGAAAGACCGAGAAGUUUGAACUCUAUCCUGAGAGGGAUAGGAAGCUUUGAAAGGUUGUAGAAGGGAAAUGACUUAUUUGGUUCAGGCCACUUUCCUGAGCUGUAUUCCUGCACUUCUGCUAGACGCUGUGUUUGUAUUACUCAUGACAUAUUCCUAGCACUGAGCAUCUAGCUUGGCAUGGGGUAGGGGUUUGGCAAAUUUUUAUUGCCCUUUUGCUGCCUUCUCAAACUCAAAGUGUCACAGAAUGACCUCGUGUCUUCUUUCCUUGUCCCCUUGGUUCCAUCAACCACUUCUGUCUUGCCCCCAUGCCUCCAUCUCUUUGUCUUUCUGUCUUAAAACAUGUGUUCAUUCUGAAGUGCCCAGCUGCCAGUCUGCCCUGAGGGGCAGUCCUUUCGGUUGUGGUUACCAUUUGGCACCCAGAUGGCUCAUAAGGGGAAAGUUCUGCCAGACAUCAGAGGAUAGAUUCUACUCAAAGCUUCCUCUUCCCAGGUCUCAGAUUUGAAAGUAUAUAAAAAUAGGUAAAAUAAUAAAAACAACUGCAAGGAAAGCAAAGAAGCAAAUUGUACAGAAGAAAGGAUUCUGUUGAGCCCCCAACUAGGGACCAAGCGUGACUCAAUAUCUCGACUGAGGUGGUCAAAAUCUGCUGAUAGUGAGUGCUGCUUCUGCUUUUCUUCUUCUUUCUAAAUUAUUUUAUUUAUAUUUCAAAUAGGUAAUAUAUGCAGCUGGUACCACAUUUGCAAAGUAUAAAAGGCACACAGUGGAAAGGUGAAGGUCCCUGUUCUGCCCUGACAUCCAUUGAUAAAUACUCCCUUUGCAUAAAGUGUGUGUGGGGGGCGGAGGCUGGAUGUGCACAUUAUGCAGUUUGAGGAAGAAGCACAUCUUGACCAGAUUGGCCAUGUCCACUGUUCCAAAUCAACCACAGGGUCUCCAGGAUGAGUGUCAGUACCUCCUUCAGCCGCAGCUGAUUGUCCGGCGCUUGCUGGAUGUGGCGGUGCUGGUUCCUGGCCGUCCCUCAGAGCAAACCCUUUCCCCCCACAAUCGCUCAGCCCUGUACAAAGUGUUCGUGCCCAGCUUCACUUACAGGGUUUCAGCACAGCUGGUGUGUGUGGGGGGCUGUGGGGUGUCUGCCUGUCCCCUGACACUGCGCCUACGUCCCAAGGCCCCACCCCUGCACAACUCAAGCUCUGUGGCCUGUGGAAGUGCCUCAGUAUGCCAGCUGGAGCUGGCAUUGCCCCCCUGGGGGCACUGGGUCUACGUGCGUGUGGAAACACCAGGCCGGGGCUCUGGCAGGACCAUCCGCUUCCAGCUGUGUGUGCGGUUGCAAGAGUGCCCGCAGCCCAGCCUGUCCCGUGCCCUAGUCCCCGGAGCUGCCAUGAACAUGCCCCAAUCAUUGGGCAACCAGCCAUUGCCCCCAGAGCCACCAUCUCUUGGAACUUCUGUGGAAGGGCUUGGGGCCACAUCCCCACCUGAGCACUGCUGGCCAGUGCGGCCGACUCUGCGCAACGAGCUGGACACCUUCUCCGUCCACUUCUAUAUCUUCUUUGGCCCCAGUGUGGUCCUUCCCCCUGAGCGCCCAGCUGUGUUUGCCCUGAGGCUGUUGCCAGUGCUGGACAGUGGAGGCGUCCUCAGCUUGGAGCUCCAGCUCAACGCGAGCUCUGUGCACCAGGAAAAUGUGACAGUGUUCGGAUGCUUGACUCACGAGGUGCCCUUGAGCCUGGGGGAUGCAGCAGUGACCUGUUCCAAAGAGUCCCUGGCCGGCUUCCUCCUUUCUGUCAGUGCCACCUCCAGAGCAGCCAGGCUGCGAAUCCCAUUCCCGCAAACCGGGACCUGGUUCCUGGCCCUGCGCUCCCUGUGCGGGGUGGGGCCUCGGUUCGUGCGGUGCCGAAACGCCACUGCUGAGGUGCGGCUGCGCACCUUCCUCUCGCCAUGCGUGGAUGACUGCGGGCCCUAUGGCCAGUGCAAGCUGCUGCGCACGCACAACUACCUGUACGCGGCCUGCGAGUGCAAGGCUGGGUGGCGGGGCUGGGGCUGUACCGACAGUGAGGAUGCGCUCUCCUACGGAUUCCAGCUGCUGUCCACACUCCUGCUCUGCCUGAGCAACCUCAUGUUUUUGCCACCCGUGGUCUUGGCCAUUCGGAGCCGGUAUGUGCUGGAAGCUGCUGUCUACACCUUCACCAUGUUCUUCUCCACGUUCUACCAUGCCUGUGACCAGCCAGGCAUUGUGGUUUUCUGCAUCAUGGACUACGAUGUGCUGCAGUUCUGUGAUUUCCUGGGCUCCUUAAUGUCUGUGUGGGUUACUGUCAUUGCCAUGGCUCGUUUACAACCCGUGGUCAAGCAGGUGCUGUAUUUGCUGGGGGCCAUGCUGCUGUCCAUGGCUCUACAGCUAGACCGGCAUGGACUCUGGAACCUGCUCGGACCCAGUCUCUUCGCCCUGGGAAUCUUGGCCACUGCCUGGACAGUACGCAGCGUCCGCCGCCGGCACUGCUACCCACCAACGUGGCGCCGCUGGCUUUUCUACCUGUGCCCGGGCAGCCUGAUUGCCGGCAGCGCCGUCCUCCUCUAUGCUUUUGUGGAGACCCGGGACAACUACUUCUAUAUUCACAGCAUUUGGCAUAUGCUCAUUGCCGGAAGUGUGGGCUUUUUGCUGCCCCCUCGUGCCAAGACUGACCACAGGGUCCCAUCUGGAGGGCGGGCCCGGGGCUGUGGUUAUCAGCUAUGCAUUAAUGAACAGGAGGAGCUGGGUCUUGUGGGCCCAGGUGGGGCCACUGUCAACAGCAUCUGUGCCAGCUGAGAGGGGCUUUGGGCCUGGCCCUGGGAGGAUAUGAAUCCUUCCUGGGGGCAUGGAGCCCUCCCAAAGACAAGAGACACGCUGUAUUUCUUCAGGAUAUGGAGUCUUUUUCAAGGACUUAGAACUCUUCCAGGGACCUUGAGCCCUUCUUGGUACAUGGAGAACUUCUUGUGGGCUUGGUGUCCUCCUGUAUCCAUGGAGUCUUUCGUAAGGAUUGGAACCUAUGCAAGGGCACAGAGCCCCCUCAGGACCACGGUGUCUUUCCCAAGGAUAUGGCGCCCUCCUAAAGAUGUGGAUUCCUUUCCAGGGAGACAAAGCCCUUUUAGGAACGUGGCAUCAUUUCAGAGGAAAUGGAAUCUAUCUUGGGGAAACUGAGUGUCCAGAUUUUCCCAGAGGCUCAGCAACUCUGGCCUCAGGCUUCCUGCCCAGGGAUGGCAUCUGGACUGGCCUGUGCUGGGAAGGAGGGAUUGCAGGGAUGAAUGGAACUCAGGCCAGCUGGGGUGGCUCGUGUCCUGAGUUAAUGCAGGUGGAGUCUGUGUGUCUCCAAUGAAGUAUGUACUGAUUGUGUGCUGCCUUUUUUCCUGGGGUCAAGAGUGUGGGAAAGGGGGGAAAGAGUGGAUCUGAGGAAAGGUGAGGUGAUGGGAGCCCAGCCGCAAUGAGCUGCUGGGAGCUGCUGUCUGAGGUUUUGCACCACGUAGGGACUUGCCCCAUUCUCAUGUAGUACCUGUUUUCAUUCUAAACACUUGUUAAUUCCUGUUCCUCAAUUCCUGUUGAUCUCAGUGUGCAGUAGCUGAGAUGUGUGCAUGUGUGUGCUUGUUUGGGCACGUGUGUGCACGUGCUGAGAUGGUUUAUAUCAGAUAAACUUUCCUGUGGUGUCCACACACAACACAAAGGAAGCCAGGGUCCCAGGAAAUUGGAGUAGCAGGUACACAUCUCAAGAAGUAUCACAAGAAAUAACUUCUGUUUUGAGCCCCCAUUUUUCCUGAGUGCCAGAAAAGAUCAUUUGUCAAUUCAGGGUUUCUUAUUUUCCCAUAAGGGUCAUAGUAGGUUCUGUGAGUCUUACAUGUUGCCAAGAUGUUAAGGGAGUGUUCUCUGUGGUCACCAGUGUUCAUACUUCAUUAGUCCCCUGAGAUUUCCAUCAUUAUACCUGGUCCCCAGUUAGAGGUCCCAACAAGUCAUCUGAGGUGCAGAGAGGUUUCCUGUUCUCAUCUCCACAACCCAUUCAUUCCUAGGGUUCUCUUCACCACACCCACGCCAUAUGCAAAGACCCAUGAGGUUAUCCGAGGCCUCUCUACAUUCCUGACUCCUCUCUCUUCCUCCCGCUUUUGUUAAUAUGGAGGUGAAGAAGCCUUGCUUUCACGUAUCUUGUUUUUUCCCAAAUCUUUUUAUCUAUGCCCUAAGUCUUUUCUCGAUCCUUCAGAACCUAGGUUUUUGAAAUACAAAAGACGGGGAAACAUUCAUAGUUCUCUGUUUUCUGCAAUCACAUCUCUUCCUAGGGCCACUGAGCAGAGUGGCCAAAUGAAUGGUGAGAAGGAGUGAGGGGGUAUGGACUGGCUAUCUGUUCCUAUCCCCUAGUAUUAUUCCAUCUUAUUAAGAUGUAUAGAGCCAGGUCACUAGGGUGCUUGAAUACAAAUAGCUGGAUUCAGGACACAGCUGGAUUCAGAGUACAGAAGGCACUGCAGAGGGAGGCAGAACUUGGAAAUGCUGGAGUCAGAAGGGACUUCCUGGGAAAGGUGGUGGUGGGGUUCGAACGGGGAUUAAAUAAGUUGCCAUAAUGUCAAGAUGUUGGGACAGUUCUCUGUGGUCACCAGUGUCCACAUUGCAUUCCUCCCUUAAGACUUCCAUCUUUCUUUCUGGUCCCCAGUCAGCAAAGCACUUAGAAUACUUAAUACAGUGCCUACCACCUGAUGUCCAUUAUAUGUCACUAGAGGUCACCAAGUGUUUGGAGAGGGGGAAGGAAUGGAGGGGGCAGACGCAGUGGCAGGGAAGACUGAUAUUUACUCAUCCCCUGAGGGGGGAUGUGGUGUGUGUGUAGGAGGCAGCGGAGGUGAAUAGUGAUGCGGUUGGGCAGACGGGGGAACCAUAGCCUUUUUUCUAUGGGAAAUGAGGAGCCAUUGGAGAGAUUUAAGGAGAAGAAUAACAUGAUCACUUUGGUGUUUUGAUGGUGGGGGCAGAGGAUGGAUUUGGGGGAGAGUUUGGGAGACAAGUGUG
Nycticebus coucang (slow loris) is the source of this 7279-nucleotide messenger RNA. It is a transcript of the gene TMEM8B, whose product is annotated as transmembrane protein 8B. The record is from RefSeq and is a predicted model, not a curated record. NCBI's taxonomy places the organism in Eukaryota, Metazoa, Chordata, Mammalia, Primates, Lorisidae. The transcript is spliced from 12 exons. Bases 3125 to 5071 code for a protein of 648 amino acids. Gene Ontology annotation, cellular component: plasma membrane.